Molecule: messenger RNA, 201 nt
Organism: Strongylus vulgaris
Lineage: Eukaryota; Metazoa; Nematoda; Chromadorea; Rhabditida; Strongylidae
Source: the annotation of a GenBank genome assembly
AUGAUUGUGAAUGAUUCCUUUGCUUCAGGUCUCUCGAAUAGUUCCGACUGCAAUUCCGAUGCCGAAGAGGAGAACGUGGAUGCAUCUGAAGAUGUCCCUGUCGACGAAGCUGAAGGCGGUGAUGGAGAGAAUAAAGAUGAUGCUGCGGCUGCAAAACGACGAGGACCACGAACGACAAUCAAAGCGAAACAGAAAAAUUAG